Molecule: messenger RNA, 7056 nt
Organism: Botrytis porri
Lineage: Eukaryota; Fungi; Ascomycota; Leotiomycetes; Helotiales; Sclerotiniaceae
Exons: 8
Coding region: 1-7056 (2351 amino acids)
Molecular function (GO): helicase activity; ATP hydrolysis activity; ATP binding
Source: RefSeq, a predicted model, not a curated record
AUGGCUUCCCUUGUUGACGACCCUCGAGUUCUCCGCCUUGAUCGUUUCUUCCAUGACGUUAUCAAUGGGCGAAGGACCCUAUCAUCAGUCCGAGAUGGAAAAACAUUUAUUGAAGCAAUCUGCUCUCAAAAAGAUCCAGCAACAUCAGCCUAUAAACUAUUAUCUGGGCCGUCGGGCCUUGAUGCAAUCCAAACCUCAAUGCGUUUUGACACCACCCCCCCGUUCCUCAACGAAACAUCUGUGCUCUUACUUCAAUAUUUACAAUCACCAGCCCUGAAAGCCAUCAACUCCGGAUUAAGUUUAUCAGAGCUCAUUACCGCGAUAGCCGAGCCUCCCUUUUUCUGGGACGGAUUCAUGAAAGCAUUCAAGACUGGGCAAUUGAAUGAAGAGGCAUCUUAUGCAUUUGCAUGGCUUUUACUCGAGCUUAUCAAUCGUCCUGGAAAGUCACCAGCUACUUAUGUCCUUGUGGCGAAAUCACCUGGUGUCUUAGAUGCGAUUCUAACAUCUGCCAAUGGGGAUUGUAGAAAUUUGGGUCAGAAAAUCAAGCACACUCUAUCCUUAGAUGCAUCCGACCCUGACAAAGACCUUGAUUUUGGGCCCGGUGGAAGACACAAUAAUGACCAUGCGAACCACAGAGAUAUUUCAAUUAUGCCUACAGCAGAUGAACUUCUAUCUAAGGAACGACCAUUUCUACGUACUCCGGACACAUACCUCAAAAAUGUAGAUCCCACUCGAUUAGGGAUCCACAUCGAUAAUCAAUUUCGACUCCUUCGUGAAGACAUGCUGGGCGAAAUUCGAGAGGAGGUUCAGAAGCUCCAAGGCUCGAGAUCGGGACACCAUCGAGGGCUGACGUUCGAUAAUAUUCGAGUGGCAAGCAUACAUAUCAAAGGAGAUAAGUUCCGAGAGCCAUGGGGCCUUAUGUUUCAAUGCCAAGAUGAGUUACAGUCUUUGAAGAAAAUAGACUCUAAGAAUCAAAGGAAGCGCGUCGAUUACCUCAAGGAAAACAGGAACAUUCUUAGGCAAGGAACAAUCGGAUGCUUGUUUGUUGAUGGUGAACCUGUCGCCUUUCCGUCUAUCGAUAGGAACGAAGAAGAAUUGGCAAAAAAACCUGCUAAUAUUGUUUUGCAAUUUCAAGAUGAGACAACUGUAUCAAGAACUUUGAUAAAGCUCAAGAUGGCUCAAAAGAUCAAAUUGGUGCAAAUGGACACGUCAAUCUUCGGCUUUGAGCCAUUCCUCAAGCGCCUACAAGAUAUGAAAGACGUUCCUUUGGCAGAGAAGCUUCUUUCGUGGAGCGAGGAUCAAUUCAAUUCUGGACCGUCAUUCCAGCCUUUGCAACUGAAAAAGGAGAUAGAAAGAAGUUCUGGGAAAGAUCUGAAAUCUCUUCUUUCAACAAAUGAAUCGAUUAUUCUUGAUGACUCUCAAAUUCAGUCUUUACUUGCUAUCUUAUUCCAAAGAGUCAGUUUGAUUCAAGGGCCCCCAGGAACGGGGAAGUCAUUUAUUGGAGCUCUAGGAGCGAAAGUAAUUCACAACUUCACAUCUGAAAGAAUUCUAGUCGUGUGUUACACAAACCACGCAUUGGACCAAUUCCUCGAAGACCUUAUGGAUAUUGGUAUACCGCCCUCUGAUAUGAUAAGACUCGGCGCAAAGUCCACCUCUCGGACACAGGGGUUAUUACUUAGCAAACAAGGUACAUCAAAACUCGAUAACUCCCAAUGGAAUCGGAUCAACAAACUCGAAGAUAGUUUGCGUCUGCACGAGGCGCGAUUGAAAGGUGCUUUUACAAGAUACAACUCUGCAAAUGUUAGUAAGCAGCAAAUUCUGGAUUAUCUUGAGUUCCUAGAUGACAUGCCAUUUUACGAUACAUUUCUGGUACCACAAACCACCAAGAACGGCAUGACGGAGGUUGGUAAGAAGGGUAGAGCUGUGGAUAAGUUCUACUUGCUUGAUAGAUGGACCAGAGGGCAGAUGAAUGCUGGAUCCUUUGAGCAUUCACAGCGCAAGAACUCAAAAACAGUGUGGGGUAUCAGCCCUGAUCAGAGGGCAAGAAUGAUUUCAAGUUGGAAGUCGGCUAUUAUAGAGGAGAUGGUUGCAGAAUUGGAUAAAAUUGGAAAGCAGUUCAAUGCCGAACAAGCAGAGAAAAGUGAGCUUCUUGGACAAAGAGAUGCAAACAUGAUCAAGUCAAAGAGAAUCAUUGGCUGCACGACUACUGCGGCUGCAAAAUACUCCACCGCAAUCCAAACAGCAUCUCCUGGGGUCUUGUUAGUCGAGGAAGCCGGAGAGAUUCUUGAAGCUCAUAUCUUCACAGCUUUGGGGAGGAAAACUGAACAGGUGAUACUCAUUGGAGACCAUAAACAACUUCGUCCGAAGUGCAAUACUUACGGCCUCAAGGUUGAACAAGGGGACGGGUACAAUCUGGACAUGUCUUUAUUUGAAAGACUCGUACUUGACGGCUUCCCACAUGUCACUCUGACAAAACAGCAUCGUUCUCGACCGGAGAUAUCGUCAAUUAUUAGACAUCUUACCUACCCUGACUUAGUUGAUGCCGAUUCGACAAAAAAUCGGAAAGAUCUUCUCGGCUUUAGAGACAAUCUUAUCUUCGUAGACCACACAUCUCCGGAACACGAUGUGAGUGUCAAAGAGAUGAGGGAUAAUGUGGAGUCGACAUCAUCCAAGAAGAACGAAUUUGAAGCCAACAUGAUACUCAAAUGCGUUAAGUACCUUGCUCAACAAGGAUAUGGCUCGGACAAGUUGGUUGUCUUAACUCCCUAUGUAGCUCAGCUUAGACUACUGCUUGAGAAGCUUGCGAAAGAGAACGAUCCUGUCCUUAACGAUUUGGAUAAAUUUGAUCUCAUCCGUGCUGGACUGUAUGUUGACACUGGUGCCAAAUCUUCCAAGCCAUCACUACGGAUUUCCACUGUUGAUAACUAUCAAGGCGAACAAAGCGAUAUAGUCCUCGUUUCUUUGACCAGAAGCAACUCUAGACACGACAUUGGCUUUAUGUCGCAGCCUCAACGCCUGAACGUUCUUGUGUCUCGUGCUCGAAAUGCGUUGAUUAUGAUUGGUAACUCUGAAACCUUCAUACAUUCUCGAAAAGGAAAUGUCUUAUGGAAGAAUUUCUUCGACUUAUUGAAAGGCUCAGGACAUUUUUAUCCUGGCUUCCCUGUAAAGUGCGCGAAUCACCCUGACCGAACGGCAACUCUGACCACACCGGAACAUUUCGAAGAAUAUUGCUCAGACGGCGGGUGCAAUGAGCCUUGUGGUGCUCUACUGAGUUGUAAAACUCAUAAUUGUCCUAGCAAAUGCCAUCAGGUUUUCGACCAUUCUAAAAUGUUAUGUACGGAGAUUUUACAGCAGAAGUGUCCCAAAGAACAUACAAUCAAAUCGAAAUGUCAUGAAAAUCUUCCAUUGAAAUCCUGCCACAAGUGCGAAAAGCAAAAACGAGAUGUUGCCAAACAAGCAAAGAAAGAAUUAGAUGAGCAGUUGCGACGAGAUGAGAUGAAGCAAAAACAUCAAAAAGAACUUGAAAAGCUCCAGAAGGAUGUCGAUAGGGUACAACAAGAGAUCCAAGACUCCCAGCUGAAAUCAGAACAGGAAGCAGUUUUAGCACAGAAGAGAAAGGAUCUAUCUGCCUUCAAAGACCGUCUAAUUCGAAUUCAAUCGACACCGAUAGUAGAUAACUCGAUAUCUACUACCAUGAGUAAGGCACCGGCUCCUACUGCUUCUUCUCUCGUCAUUCCCAGUGAAAUACCUACUAGUACCUCGAGUGCUACACCUCCGCAACCCCAUGUAGUUCAACCACAGUCUCCCCAGAAAAGCAAGAAUGUUCCAAAGAAACUCCAGACGCUAGUUGGCCAGAAACCUUCUGCAUCAAAGAUCGAGUGGCAACGACAAAAGGACCAGGAGAAUGCGAUAAAUCCGGCCAUAGACAAGAUCAUGGAGAUGAUUGGGCUUGAAGAUGUAAAGUCUCAAGUAUUGCGAAUUAAAGCAAAAGUCGAGACUUCUAAGCGCCAAGGGACAGAUCUAAAAAAGGAAAGGUUGGGCUUAAUUUUGCUGGGUAACCCUGGGACAGGUAAAACAACAGUAGCGAGACUCUACGCCAAGAUCUUGACAGCAUUGCAAGUUCUUCCUGGUGAUGAAUUUGUCGAAACGACUGGCAGCCAUCUCGCACAUGGCGGGGUAAAUGAUGUCAAAAAGCAUUUAGGCAUUCUGCACAGUGCUCAGGGCGGAGUUUAUUUCAUUGAUGAAGCUUAUCAAUUGACAGAAGGACAUAACGUCGGUGGUAAGACAGUUUUAGACUACCUUCUAACAGAAAUAGAAAAUCUUGUAGGCAAAGUUGUUUUCGUCUUCGCCGGAUAUCGUAAGCAGAUGGAGAAGUUCUUCGAGCACAAUCCCGGUCUACAAUCUCGUCUACCGUAUACGCUUCAUUUUGAAGAUUAUACCGAUGCUGAGCUCCUUGAAAUGUUGCAAUAUCAGAUCCAUAAAUUUUAUCCAUCUCCUAUGAUGAUAGAAGAUGGCCAAGAUGGACUUUACAUGCAAAUUGCGGUCCAACGGCUCGGCAGGGGAAGAGGAAGAGAAGGCUUCGGGAAUGCGCGAGCUCUAGAGAACAUGUUCGCGCAGAUUCGUGAACGCCAAGCAGAUCGCUUGACGAAAGAGCGCAGGGAUGGCCUCGGUCCAGACGACAAUCUAAUUACCAAGGAAGACCUGAUAGGACCAGACCCAUCUCAAGCUAUUCUGAAAUGCAAGGCAUGGGAUGAGCUUCAAAGCCUUACUGGUCUUAAAUCCGUCAAGGACUCUGUAAGAUUCAUAAUCGAAAUCAUCAAGACGAAUUACAAACGAGAGUUGCAACAGAAGCCAAUUAUCGCGGUAUCAUUGAAUCGCGUAUUUCUUGGCUCUCCAGGUACUGGUAAAACAACAGUGGCCAAGCUAUAUGGCCGUAUUCUCUCAGAUUUGGGAAUUCUGAGUAACGGGGAAGUUGUUACAAAGAAUCCAGCCGACUUUAUUGGCAGUCACAUAGGACAAUCAGAGGAAAACACGAAAAAGAUUCUUGCUACUACACUUGGGAAGGUUCUAAUCAUAGAUGAAGCAUACAUGCUUUACCCUAGCUCUAAAGGUAGUCAUGGUGGAGGCGGAGGCUCUGAUAUUUACAGAACAGCAGUGAUAGACACGAUUGUUGCCGAAGUACAAAGCGUACCUGGUGAUGACCGAUGUGUAUUACUUCUAGGCUACGAAGAUAAAAUGAUUGAGAUGUUUCAGAACGUGAACCCGGGCUUGACUCGACGCUUCCCUCCUGCCGAUGGCUUUCAGUUUGCCGACUUCAGUGAUCAGGAGCUCGAAGAGAUCCUACAGCAGAAGUUGAGUGCAUAUGGACUCGAUGCAACUCAAAAAGCAGUAGCUGUUGCCAUAGAUUUGCUCGCACGAGCUCGAAAUGGGCUUAAUUUUGGAAACGGGGGUGACGUAGAGAAUUUAAUAUCCAAGGCGAAGAAAAAUUAUCUUUCUCGACAGUCAAAAUUGCCUUUUGGUCAACGAUCCAUCGAUUUCUUGUUUGAGCCAGAGGACUUUGAUCCAGACUUUGAUAGAGCAUCCGGUGCGGAGACAAAUCUGAAAGAACUUUUCAAGGGUAUCAUAGGAUGUGAUACUAUCAUUGCGAAGCUUGAUGGAUAUGUGAGAGUGGCGAAAGGCAUGAGAAAGCUUGGGAAAGAUCCUCGGUCCCAGAUACCAAUGAAUUUUAUAUUUAAAGGCCCGCCAGGAACUGGGAAGACCACAACUGCCCGGAAGAUUGGCCAAGUUUAUUAUGAUUUAGGGUUUCUAUCGGAGGUAAAAGUUGUUGAAUGUUCCGCGUCAGACCUUGUUGGUCAAUAUAUUGGGCAGACUGGCCCCAAAACAAUUCAACAACUUGAGCUUGGCUUGGGGAAAGUUCUCUUCAUUGACGAAGCAUAUCGACUUGGGCAAGGAAAUUUCUCCCAAGAAGCUAUUGAUGAAUUAGUUGAUUCCAUGACUAAACCAAAGUUUGCGGGUAAAAUGAUCAUAAUUCUUGCAGGAUAUGAAAAGGAUAUGAACACGCUGCUUACCAAAAAUGAAGGCUUGAAUAGCCGUUUCGCUGAUGAGAUCAAUUUUCCGGCUCUUACCCCCAAGGAUUCUCUUCUCGUUCUACAAAAUGCCUUGGAAACGGAGAAUAUCUCCAUCUACGGGUUGAAAGAUAUUACCAGUCACCAGCCUUUCUUAGAUUUAAUUGCAGAGCUUUCUAAGUUGCCUGCUUGGGGUAACGCGAGAGAUAUGAUCACACUCGCCAAGAGCAUGACACGUGCAUUCUACCAAUCUACCACGAAUACUACAUCUAACAACCCUAGCAUCAACCUGUCAUACGAUGAUGCUAUGGCUUGUAUUCAAGACAUGAUUGAUAGCAAAAAAGACAGGGCCCACGUGCAAGGAAAACCAAGAUAUAACUUGUCCAAAGAUGCACCAGUCAUGAGCAAUAUUCAACAACCGCCUGCUCCCCCUUCAACUUCCGUCAAUACUUCUACCGCGACUAAAAGUGCAUGUAAUGACAAGCUUGAUGAUGAGCCCCCAAAGCCAUUAUCCGAAGAUGACGAACCGGAUACCGACGAUGUUCGCGAUGCGGGUGUUUCCGACGCGAUAUGGGCUCAACUCCAACGGGACAAAAAAGCAGCCGAGGAGAAAGCCCAACGCUACGCAGACGGAAUGCGCAAAAAACAAGAAGAACUCCGCGCCCUCCAAGCCGCUGAGCGCAAAGCCAGAGAAGAAGCCCUGCGAGCAAUCCAAGCAAAAAAUGAAGCCGAAUGGAAGGAACAACUUCGGCUGCGCGAGGAAGCGCGACUUCAUGCGUUAAAAAUUCAGGCGGAGAGAGAACGUAUGGAGCGGGAACGAGAGCGGAGAAGAUUGCAAGAGGAGUUGAGGAGAAAGAAGGAGGCGCAAGCGCAGGAGAAAUUGAGAAAUUUGGGGGUAUGUGUCAUGGGGUUUCAGUGGAUCAAACAGGCGGGUGGGUAUAGGUGUGCGGGGGGAACUCAUUAUGUGUCGGAUUCUCAGUUGGGGGUUUGA